AUGCUCACUAUAUGGUCUUCCAUUCUUAAUGGCAAUAAAUCACAGUGCCACCUGGGAUAUUACACACUAUAUGCACUGGAAUUCUCCAGUCAAACCUUCCCAGGACUGAAUGCCCCCAAACCAGAUCCUCCACUCUACAUUCCAACACAUGGCAUUGUUGCCAUGAAUCAGAUAGUGGCCAGCAUGCAUGCAGCAUACAAUAAUAGAAAGCAAAGUGGCAUUGAUCUGACCUGGCUUUCUGAGCACCUUUCAGCUAUGGAAUUGGGGGUUGAUGAAACCCAGGAGGCAGGCCACCUGGCAGUGCAUCCAUCAAGUCUCACUGGCUUUGUGGAUGAACCUAUGGUAAUCCUUGGUACCAGCAAUACCAUUGCAUUGUGGUACCUUCCCAGUGCCAUCACCAAUGAUUUGCAAGCAUCCCUGCAGACACACAUGCUUGCCACUCUGGACCCCCUUCACCAUGCAAUGUCCAAGAGUAUGACAGGGUGCCUGGAGUUCUCCCCAGCCAGGCACCAACAGGGGCAUAUGGUAUGGUUAUAUUACCUCAGGGUUUCCACUGACCUACAGAUGGAUGCCAGUUGUGAAUGGUCCCAGUGGUCUUACCCCUUGGCUGCCAUCCUCUCCAGUGCACUUUCAAUUAUGCACCCAGGCCUGUAUGACACUGGAAGGCAAGCCAUGCAGUCAUUGGACACAUGGUUGAGUCAGCAUAACCAAGAUAUGCAUGAUGCCUUGCAGCACUGGCCAUCAGUUUUUACUAAUGUCUCCAUAAUCUCUAACCAGACCACACCCUUUCACUUGGACCCACACUCACAGUCCAAUUGGUAUGACAUGCUGGUCAUGGUUGGCAAUUAUGAAGAUUGUGUAUUGGAUAUCCCCAUGCUUGGCCUUCAGUUCCUUUACAACCCCAGCACUGUAGUUGCAUUUUCUAGCAGGCUUCUUUGA
Molecule: messenger RNA, 939 nt
Organism: Pisolithus orientalis
Lineage: Eukaryota; Fungi; Basidiomycota; Agaricomycetes; Boletales; Pisolithaceae
Exons: 5
Coding region: 1-939 (312 amino acids)
Source: RefSeq, a predicted model, not a curated record